AUGGACACGACGACGGGCCCCGACGGGCCGGCAUGGUACUUUGGGUAUGGAGCCAACAUGGCUGCGUCAGUCUUCAUCGAGAGGCGCAAAAUCCGACCGCUGCGCACUGAAGUGGCUUACAUCCCGUCUCACGCACUGUGCUUCAAUGUACUCGGCAUACCUUACGUCGACCCUGGCAACGGCGGAAUACGGCCCCUUUGUCCGGAAACCACCGACCCAACGGCUUGCGUGCAUGGAGUUGCUUACCUCCUUACCCCGGAGGAUCUCAAAAAAGUGGUAUUGAGCGAAGGCGGAGGAAUCGCAUACAACGUGGUCAAGCUAAAUGCGAAGCUACUGCAGGACGGGUCGACUAUCCAGGUGAAUACCCUGAUGGGCAGACAUAAUGUCGCUGCUCAGAGCGAGCGACUUCCGUCGACGCGGUACAUUGUAAGCACUCUCCCUGCCCCAUCCUCUCUCCGUGCUUUCGGGACAUCGUUUGAACUUGUCCAACUAAUGGAGCGGGUAUUCGUUUCUCGAUUCUCCAACAGGGCGUUUUGA
Metarhizium robertsii ARSEF 23 is the source of this 537-nucleotide messenger RNA. RefSeq lists its product as uncharacterized. The transcript is spliced from 2 exons. Lineage: Eukaryota; Fungi; Ascomycota; Sordariomycetes; Hypocreales; Clavicipitaceae. Gene Ontology annotation, molecular function: gamma-glutamylcyclotransferase activity. The record is from RefSeq and is a predicted model, not a curated record. The coding region runs from base 1 to 537 and encodes 178 amino acids.